CUUCAUAUCUGUCAACAUAAUUAAUUAGCCCCUUUAGGCCUUAAUAUAUCAUCUUCCUCUUCCUUGUUCACAUCAACAAUAACAUCCCCCCUCUUUCCCUCCUGAAUCCUAAUUCCUCAUUUCCAAUUCUUUUCACUUCUUCAUCAUCAAUGGAGGAAAGCUCACCUGAAAACAGUGGAGAUUCACCGCGUUUUAGGUUGCUCAAUGAUGGCGGCAAGAUGAUGGCUUCUACUUCCUCCCCCAGAAAAAGGUCCAGUUUCCUUUUCUCAUCGUCAAAACAAUCUUCUUUAGUCUUUCCAAAAUUUUUGUGGGUUUGAAUUUGACUUUAAUUAGUCUCAUCAUGCACAUGCAUAAUACUGAAUGUUACUCUACAUCUAUGUUGUUUAUAAUUUACAGUAGUAAGAGAUCUAGUAAUCAGAAUCGAGUAGUGAUGUCAGUGGCAAUUGAAACCGGGUCGCGUUUCAAAGGUGAAACCGGACCUCCGCCCACCGAUGCUUGGGCUUGGAGGAAGUACGGUCAGAAGCCUAUUAAAGGCUCUCCAUAUCCUAGGGGAUACUAUAGAUGUAGUAGUUCAAAGGGAUGUCCGGCUAAAAAACAAGUGGAAAGGAGCAAAUUAGAUCCUAACAUGUUACUUGUCACCUAUUCUUGUGAGCAUAACCAUCCCGGCCCUCCGGCACCAAGAAAUCAAACUACCCAAAUUAAUAAUUCAAUCAAGCCAGAGAAAAUUGCAACUAGUAAUAAUUCGUCGGAGGAAGAGGAAGAAGAGGAGGAGGCCGACGAAGAAGAGGGGGAUGAGGAGGAGGAGGAGGAAGAAAAGCCGACGAAAUUCGCUAGCCACGCCGCCGUGAUCAACAAAUGCGACGGCGGGGGCGGGGGCGGCGACAACGAUUUUGUCGCUAACAAUAGUACUACGAAUGAAGUGUCGUCGUUGAUUGCCAGUGUUAGCGACCAUUUUUGGUUCUCGGAAUUCGAGAGCACCAGUACUUCUUCUACUAUGUUAGAAAGUCUAAUUUUCACUGGGGAUCACAAGGUUAGCAGUACUACUAAUGAUGAUGAAAUGAUGAAGGCUGCUUUCACAAUGCGAGAUGACGACGAAUCGUUCUUCGCGGAUCUCGGCGAGCUGCCGGAAUGUUCCAAGGUUUUUCGCCGGCCGGGGAUGAUGAUGGAGAGGGAUGAGGAACGCCGGCGGCUUAGCUUGACGCCUUGGUGUGGGACCACCGGAUGAUGUCGAUCCAAGAAGACUAUUGGUACUAUUAUUUUAAACCAAUUUGACUCAACAAAACUUGUCUUUCGUGUAAUCAGCGACAAUAUUUUAAUUACAUUUGAUUUUUUUUUUUUUUAAAAAAAAGUAUAGGUUUGAGCGUCAUGCCGGAUUGAGUCAUUAAUGAUAAUGAUAUUGAUCAUAGAGUAAACGUUAAUUUUCAGUCAAUUUAAUGACACAACACAUACGUCUAGUAGGGGAAAAUUUGGAUUUGUAAAGUGGCUCCUGAAUUUAAUUAGUGGUUUAAGUACACUUUUGUUUUGUGCAUUAAUUGUUCAAAUAUUGCUAUCGUCAAAUUAAGCUUUUUUGGUUACCAUUGGUCUCAUAAAAAAAUUUUAUAAGUUGAUUGUACGAUUCUCAUUCUAUUCCUGUUUAAUA
This is a messenger RNA of Oldenlandia corymbosa var. corymbosa, 1639 nucleotides long. NCBI's taxonomy places the organism in Eukaryota, Viridiplantae, Streptophyta, Magnoliopsida, Gentianales, Rubiaceae. The record is from the annotation of a GenBank genome assembly.